This is a messenger RNA of Oncorhynchus masou masou (cherry salmon), 3716 nucleotides long. RefSeq lists its product as uncharacterized. The transcript has 5 exons. NCBI's taxonomy places the organism in Eukaryota, Metazoa, Chordata, Actinopteri, Salmoniformes, Salmonidae. The record is from RefSeq and is a predicted model, not a curated record. The coding region runs from base 1971 to 2663 and encodes 230 amino acids.
GGAAAUAUCUCUGUGUGGCUGUCUGACGCAGUUCAGACAUUUUGGGUAGAUCAUUCAACCACACCGGGCCGAAGACUAACAAGAAACUGAACAAAAGCCGUUUUUUUUACAACAACAAAAAACAUCGUUCAAUAUGGGUCCACCAGGAGACAACCCACGUCGCGUGUCCUUUGACAGAACGGAGGAUUUAAGUUGGUUUGUCCAUUUAUCUUGACAUGGCAUGCAAAGGGUUAGUUUUGGUGGUUGUGACGACUGAAGAGAAAACGCAGAUAAAUAGCUAACACCUCCCCAAAAAAUAAGCGUGUGAAAGAUAUUUAUGACUUGCGUUUAUUGGUGUCGGUUAAAUAAAAUCAAGUUGGUUCUCUCGACGGGAAUCCUUAACAUCAUGAUGAUAAUGUAAAAUGACAGGAUACAACAGUUAAAUCUGUUCCGAUAUUAAAUAGCAAACCAGUCGGAAAUGUAAAACGGUUAGAUGUCACUCAGCUGGCUGGCUAACCGCACCACAUACAGGCCUCAAUUACUCCAAGUAACAAACAUAUAUGAUGUAGCUAACUAGUUAACCCACUAACUAGUUAGUGUAUGCAGACUAGAUAGCUCAUGUUAGCUCGUCAGCUAAAAAAAAAUAUUGCCGUCACGAUGAGUAUCGACAAUGGAAGUAAACGAGGCCCCAGGCCAGUUCAAUGGAGGUAAACGAGGCCCCAGGCCAGUUCAAUGGCAGUAAACAAGGCCCCAGGCCAGUUCAAUGGCAGUAAACAAGGCCCCGGGCCAGUUCAAUGGCAGUAAACAAGGCCCCAGGCCAGUUCAAUGGCAGUAAACAAGGCCCCAGGCCAGUUCAAUGGAAGUAAACGAGGCCCCAGGCCAGUUCAAUGGCAGUAAACAAGGCCCCAGGCCAGUUCAAUGGAAGUAAACGAGGCCCCGGCGCAGUUCAAUGGCAGUAAACAAGGCCCCAGGCCAGUUCAAUGGCAGUAAACAAGGCCCCGGGCCAGUUCAAUGGCAGUAAACGAGGCCCCAGGCCAGUUCAAUGGCAGUAAACAAGGCCCCAGGCCAGUUCAAUGGAAGUAAACGAGGCCCCGGCCCAGUUCAAUGGCAGUAAACGAGGCCCCGGGCCAGUUCAAUGGCAGUAAACGAGGCCCCGGGCCAGUUCAAUAGCAUUAAACGAGGCCCCAGGCCAGUUCAAUAGCAGUAAACGAGGCCCCGGGCCAGUUCAAUAGCAGUAAACGAGGCCCCAGGCCAGUUCAAUAACAGUAAACGAGGCCCCGGCCCAGUUCAAUAGCAGUAAACGAGGCCAAGGCCCCUGGAGAUGUCAGGUUAUUUUGUUAAACGUCAAUGUUGUAAACUCAAACCUGGUGUCAACAUCUGGUAUUACUUUCCAUGAUGGUUGUCUGUACCCCCCCAGUCUGCCAGUAUUACGCUCAUAACGCGGUCUGAACACAAACCACGUCAGUCAUGGACAAAGCUUUGAGUUUGACAAGACGACAGUAUGAAUUGUGUCUGCUAGUUUUGAGUAGUAGCCUUGUAUUUCAGUAGUGAGAAGUAGUGUCGGUAUGUUUUUUGUUGUUGAAAUAGCUAUUCUUUCUGUUAGUAGUUUGUUGUCAGUAACAGAAAGGAGAAAGGUGUACCAAAAUACGAUUUGUUCAUGUUAUCAGUAGGCCAAUGACGUGUUGAAUUAAAGUUUAAUUUGGCUUGUAUUUGAAUGUCAUGCUUUUAAUCACAUGGCUUCUUGAAUAACUCAUGAAACAAAUGUAGCGAAAUAUUAAGAACCCCUCCCACCCACAUACAACUUACAUAGUUUGAUAUUUCAUGAAUUCCUCCUUCAGUUGGUGGGCAUUUCAAAAGAGCGAAUUCAGAAUCAUUUGAUUUCUCGGUUCUGAAUGGGGUAGUAGCUACAUCUCAAAAGCUAAAUAGACAACUCGAAAGUAUAGGCAAAAAUAUUCUGUAAAAGAGAAGACCACUAGCAUCAAAAUCUAAUAAUGGGAGACCCAAUCUGGAGAAGAAACCAAACUAGGAAUCGACUCCGUGCUCAGAUUCAGAAGAAAAGGGAAUCUUUGGCUGACCAGUUUGACUUCAAGAUCUACAUAGCCUUUGUUUUCAAAGACAAAAAGAAGAAGUGUGCGCUGUUCGAGGUAGCUGAAGUGGUACCAGUGAUGACCAACAACUAUGAAGACAAUAUCCUGAAAGGUGUGCAGGCUUCCAGCUACUCCCUCCAGAGCUCCAUGGAACUUCUGCAGAAAGAUGUCGUGCAGUUGCACGCCCCACGCUACCAAUCAAUGCGCAGGGAUGUCAUAGGAUGCACCCAGGAGAUGGACUUCAUCCUGUGGCCGCGCAACGACAUAGAGAAGAUAGUCUGUCUCUUGUUCUCCAGAUGGAAGGGGGCCGAGGAAGAACCCUUCAGGCCUGUUCAGGCCAAGUUUGAGUUUCAUCAUGGAGACUACGAGAAGCAGUUGUUGCAUGCUGUCGGCCGGAGGGACAAGGCUGGAAUGGUUAUGAACAACCCAACUCAGUCGGUCUUCCUCUUUCUGGACCGACAGCACUUACAGACUCCUAAAACCAAGGCCACAGUUUUUAAGUUGUGCAGCCUUUGCCUGUACCUGCCCCAGGACCAGCUAACGUGCUGGGGCGUUGGCGACAUGGAAGACCAUCUCCUCCCGUACAUGCCCGACUAGGCCCAGCCGGCCUCCAUGGCUUCCACCCACAACACAAGGAAGAUUAACCCACAAGUCACUGAAGCAAGUUGAUCUCUCUCUCUCAUCCACCACACAUCCUUCCUUUUGAAUAGAAUUGAACAGGUGCUUGGAUCUCCCUUUUUGUUGUUAAACACUUGUUCAUACAUUAAUUUACGUCCUCCUGAAGCACGUUUGUUUUUCCUUACCAAGCUUCCUCCUCCGACCAGUUUCGGCUUGGUUUUCCCUUUUGUCCUCCAUCUUGUUUAUUUUGAACCUACACAAACAUUGAUUUUGAGUGGUUGGUUAUUCCCCCCAUGGAGCUGCACUGUCAACAGACCAGUCCAGUCACUGAAGGAACUCUUUAUGUUGCUACCAAGCAGGAACAAAAGCCACACAGGCUUUCAUGAGGUUCAGUCUCUGCUGGACACAUUGUAACCCAUGUCAAAGAUUGUAAAAGCUUCUGUCAUUUGAAAGAUGUUUUUAAAGAGGAAAAGAUGCCCGGGGGGGGUUCUAGAACGACAUCUAUGAUGUGUUUUUAAAGAGGAAAAGAUGCCCAGAGGGGGUUCUAGAACGACAUCUAUGAUGUGUUUUUAAAGAGGAAAAGAUGCCCAGGGGGGGUUCUAGAACGACAUCUAUGAUGUGUUUUUAAAGAGGAAAAGAUGCCCAGAGGGGGUUCUAGAACGACAUCUAUGAUGUGUUUUUAAAGAGGAAAAGAUGCCCAGGGGGGGUUCUAGAACAACAUCUAUGAUGUGUUUUUAAAGAGGAAAAGAUGCCCAGGGGGGGGUUCUAGAACGACAUCUAUGAUGUGUUUUUAAAGAGGAAAAGAUGCCCAGAGGGGGUUCUAGAACAACAUCUAUGAUGUGUUUUUAAAGAGGAAAAGAUGCCCAGAGGGGGUUCUAGAACAACAUCUAUGAUGUGUGUUUAAAGAGGAAAAGAUGCCCAGAGGGGGUUCUAGAACAACAUCUAUGAUGUGUUUUUAAAGAGGAAAAGAUGCCCAGAGGGGGUUCUAGAACAACAUCUAUGAUGUGUUUUUAAAGAGGAAAAGAUGCCCAG